Messenger RNA from Mycena indigotica, 2910 nucleotides. Its product is annotated as Clavaminate synthase-like protein. The coding region runs from base 1 to 2910 and encodes 969 amino acids. Lineage: Eukaryota; Fungi; Basidiomycota; Agaricomycetes; Agaricales; Mycenaceae. The transcript has 19 exons. The record is from RefSeq and is a predicted model, not a curated record.
AUGUCAGCGGCGGUCCAGCUCGGGCGCACGGGCUGUCAACGUCGCGCCCGUCUCUCUUUCCCUCCCCCAUCCGACACUUUCGCCCCGGAGCCUCAAUUCGUUGACUUCGCGCGCGUCAUUGCCCUUGCCCCCGAAGUUAUCGUUCCCUUUCCUGAUUUGCUCACUGACCUCUUCACAGUGUCCAGCUUUGCCUCGGCCGCACUCCGGGGGAUGUUUGGUGUUGUUGGCGGCGGAGCGUCGUUUGUCGCUCAGCGCAGCGAGAUCGCGAUUGGCGAGCGGAGGAGCAGCGGGGAGAAGGGUUUUGUGUGGUGGUUGACUUUUGGCACGUGCUCGGGUCUUCGCACCCGAGCGCCGAAUGUCCUCCCACGCUCCCUCUUCCUGACUCCCACAGCCCUCUUUCGCUCGCGCUUCCCGCUGUGGCCCAGCGUUGAAUGUCUCCGGCCCCGGCGGACGGCCAUGGAUGCGGCUGCCCGCCUCCGCCCGCUCUGUUCGAGACCAUCGUCGAGGCACGCUAACCGCCCUUCUAGGCCGCACCCCCGCAUUUUCAGUGUUUUUGGAGGCGGAGCGUUCGUCGCUCGGCGCUUGGCGGUAUCGCGAUUUGCGAGCGGGGAAGCAACGGGGAAAGCGGUGGUGGUUGACUUUUGGCACGUGCUCGGGUCUUCGUACCCGAGCGCCGGAUGUUCUCCCACGCUCCCUGACUCCGACGUGCCGCCCUCGCUGUCGCUGCCCGUCGGGACCCAGCAGCCCGGGGAUAUCUCUGUACAUACCCUGCCGGUCGCUGCCCGCCUUGUGACGAGCUCCUCCUUUCGAUACCGUGGUCCAGCCUGGUGCUGCAGUGGUGCAUGUUGGCCAAAGACUCAGAGUGGUGUCGUCGACAUCGAGGCUGAAGACCUGUCCGCCGUUGUCAAUGAGUCCGUCGUCGUCCGCUCAGUAUCGCCUUCCGCUCCUCCGUUGCCCGCCUCCGCCCGCUCUGUUCGAGACCAUCGUCGAGGCUGGUGCUUGUUGACCAAAGCCCCGGCAACGUCCAUCCACUCCUCGCCAACACAACGCGUCGUUCGGUGUGUCCCCGUUUCAUCGCCUUACUUGCGUGCUGACUUUGAAUUGGACCCCGUUCUAGGGGAAAAGUCAGGGAUUGCAUUCGCGUCGCCAAAUGGCAGAGCGCAAUGUCAGGUCGCGGAAGGUAACGGUAACACUCUGCGCCUCUCUCUCUCCUGCAGCGUGCUAAUCGUCAUUUUCAAGUCUUCCUAUCGUGUCUUGUCUUCAGACAGGUGCUUGCGGCUGCGCGAUUCGAACGGCUGCGAGGGCGGGAGGCCGUUGGGGGUCUCGGAGCCAAUCGGCAAGCGGCUGGAGGAAGUAGUUAGCGACGGUAGACAGAUUCGGCAGGACCUGCCGUUGGUUUGGCGGCCCCGGCCGGCGGCUUGUGGACGUGGCGUUGGCGGGAGGCGAGCGGCGCGUCUCUUGGCGGGAGGCGGACGUGGCGACUUGAGAGCACCACGUGCUUUCGGCGCGAAAGGCCGGGUGUUGCUUGCUCCUCUCAACCCCGCGCCGGACUUCCCCGCGCGCUCGCUGUCAUCAGCGCCGUGUGUUGUGUCCGCGGCGCUUAUCUGGAUCCCACGCGGGCUGCUGUUGGCGAAACGGUACGGGCAGGCGCGUUGCGAGCUGGGCCGGGGUCGUGAGCGGGAGAAGGAAGGAAGGUGGGUGAUAAGCGAGCGCGACACGUGCGCAUGCCACGUCACAGGCCGGCGCCACGGCCCCCUUGCCUCCGCGCAUGCCCAUGAGCGCGCGUCGAGAUGCUGCUGGGCUUCCCGACCGGGAGCGGACGUUAAGCCUCCCGCGGCGAAGUCGGGAAUGGGUGCGGAUGCGCCAUGCGGCCUCCCACAGGUCGUCUUUCUUUCUGGACGACACCACCACCGCCUGAAGAUGAAGAUCCCCGUCGUCGACUUUGCACCGUUUCUGGACAAGGCGAACGACGCUGCUGGGCGCCAGGCCGUCGCCGACAAGCUGCUUGCGGCGCUGCACGAGACUGGAUUUGUGUAUGUCGUGAACCACGGGGUGGAGCAGGCUGCGGUGGAGACGGCGUUUGCAAUGGCCAGACAGUGGUUCUCCCUCCCUUUUGGCACGAAGCUGCUCGCGCUGCGCCCCGCCAUGCAGCCCUACCCGCGCGGCUUUCUCUGUGUCGGGCGGCGGGACCGCGCGACGCCUGCGGAGUUGGCGCUGCCGGACCCCACCGACAUGAAGGAGAGCUUUGUGCUGGGGAGCAAAGACAAUGCGGGUAUGCCCAACAUAUGGCUGGACGAGAAGCCGGACGGCCUGGUGGAAACCGGCUUCCGCGCGAGCUGUUUGGGGCUGUAUGAGCAAUGCCACGCACUCGAAAGCGCCGUCUUCCGUGGACUCGCCCUCGCACUGGGCCUUCCCGACGACCACUUCGCCGUCGGCACCAGUAGCGAAAAUGAUCUGCGCCUCGUGCGGUACCACCCUGUCCCUGAAUCGGCCAUCGCCGCCGGCCUGAUCACGCGCGCUGCAGCGCAUACGACCCCGGGCGCAUUGCAGCUGACCUUCCAGCGGGAUGUCGAGGGCCUCGAGGUGGAGGACCCCGAGAAGCCCGGCGUGUUCCACCCGAUCCUCCCGGUGCCUGGCGCGGUGCUGCUCAACGCGGGCGACAUGCUGCAGCGAGGCUCACGUGGCGCGGUCCGCAGCGCCGUACACCGCGUCGGCGCGCCGGCUGGUACAGUUGAGGUCAACGGUGCGCCGUGGAAGCCGGAGCGUCUGGAGAUCGUCUAUAACUGCGUGCCUGCGGAGGACGCGCGGCCUCAGCACAUCAUGCGAUCUCGUAAUUCCUGCCCGGCUUCAUAUGUUUCUAUUUCCCAUGUCAAACCAUACUGGUGCCCGCACGGCUUGCUCCAACGCUAA